Messenger RNA from Candidula unifasciata, 938 nucleotides. The record is from the annotation of a GenBank genome assembly. NCBI's taxonomy places the organism in Eukaryota, Metazoa, Mollusca, Gastropoda, Stylommatophora, Geomitridae.
CGACCAUAAGUGAACAAGACGCAAGGGACGCCAUUAUUCAACACGCUAGCGAGCACUGUUGCUAUGGAAAAGCUCCUGCAGCGGACAUGCAGUUUACAGAUUUGGUUUCUUCAAGUGCUUUUCACUACACUCUGGAAACAUUUGCGGAGGGGCGGACAACGAAACGGGCCAGUCAGCCUUACAGGGGUGAGGGUUUGGUUGUGACCGGACCCGCACCUGCACCCUGGGACAUCCAAGUGCAGCCGCCACAGAUGUUCAAGACAAGCUCAGUGGAUAUCGAGAUUCCCAACACGGCCUCCGUGGAGCCUUGUGACAACUGUGGAGCGAGAGGCUUUAAGACAUGCUUCCAGUGUUUGGGGACAGGAAAGAUCAAAUGCAGCGUGUGUCAUGGAACCGGAAGAGAGCAUCACCAUGGACACGGAGAUCAUCACCAUGGCCACGGGGAGCAUCACCAUAGACACUGCUCAUCUUGCCAACAUGGAUUUAAAAUCUGCUUUUCGUGUAGUGGUUCUGGACAACACGUCUGUCACAAGUGCCAGAGUCGAGGAAAUCUUCGUGUCUUCAUUAUGUUGACAAUUACGUGGACAAACCAUGUGGAGGACCAUAUAGUAGAGAGGACUGCGUUACCCAGCGCACUGAUCAGAAAUGUGAGAGGACAAACAGCUUUCGAGGAGACCAGUACAAGAGUGUGGCCAAUCAACCAUUUCCCGGAGCAAGAAAUCAACUCUGCUUCUAGUAGUUUGGUUAGCAAACACGCAUCACAGUUUACUUGCGAGAGAAUUCUCAUGCAGAGACACAACCUCAGAAUUGUUCCGGUUACACAAGUAUUCUACAGCUACAAGAACCACAACUCCACUUUCUUUGUGUACGGAGAUGAGCACAAAGUUCACGCCCCUGAUUAUCCAGCCAAAUGUUGUUGUGGUUGUACUGUUCUGUAA